Amborella trichopoda is the source of this 690-nucleotide messenger RNA. Its product is annotated as F-box/kelch-repeat protein At3g27150. Lineage: Eukaryota; Viridiplantae; Streptophyta; Magnoliopsida; Amborellales; Amborellaceae. The record is from RefSeq and is a predicted model, not a curated record. Gene Ontology annotation, molecular function: protein binding.
AUGCUCUCAAAACACAGUCUCUUUGCCUCGGCAAACUCGGGUUCAUGUGCCUUCGUGGUUGGUGGGUGCGCUUAUGUCACUAGCUCUCUGACUGCCCGUGUGCCAAUGAACUCAGCAGUGCAAUACGACCCCGAGACAUGCACAUGGAGACCACUCCCACCCAUGCACAGAAAACGUACACAUUGCUCGGGGUUCUUCAUGAGCUCGAAAUUUUACGUUGGAGGAGGAGAGGGGGUGAAUAGAGAUGACUUAAAAUGUGGUGAAUUCUACGACCCUGAGAUGAACGAGUGGGUACUCGUGGAGGGGAUGCGCGACGACCGGCCAAUCCCAACAGGGUCUGAUGGACGGCCACUGCCGAGGUCACAGCUGCUGGUGGCAGUAGUGAACGGGUGCGAACUUUAUGAGUUGGAGCCGUGCAUGAAUGCACUCGAGGUUUAUGAGGAGGAAGAGAAAAGGUGGAGGGCAGUCGGGUCCGUGCCGGUGAGGGCAGACCAAAAUGGGGGCUGGGGGGUGGCCUUUAAGUCAUUGGAGGACAGGCUCUCGGUGGUUGGGAGGGCUGGGUCUUCAAGGGGGGAUGGGGGGAGGGUAUGUGCUUGCACAUACCGGCCUAGGGUGGGGUGGGAGCUGCUGGAGGGGGCUGUUGGCAAUCUUGAUGACUUUAUUUUCAAUUGUGCUGUCAUUCUCACCUAG